Molecule: messenger RNA, 945 nt
Organism: Klebsormidium nitens
Lineage: Eukaryota; Viridiplantae; Streptophyta; Klebsormidiophyceae; Klebsormidiales; Klebsormidiaceae
Source: the annotation of a GenBank genome assembly
ACUUCGUCAGUGUGACGUCACCGAACGGCCCCGAUGGUUACCUCACCUAUUCCGGUAGCCUAACGCAGCCGCCCUGCACCGAGGGCGUCACCUGUUCAGCGGAAUCGGCCUUCUGAUGGAGCGGGACAAGGAGACUAAGUACUUUUGGACCGGGACCGGACGCAGUAGGAAUCAAAGGGAAAGUUGGUCGCUAACCAGGGCAAUAACCAGACUUCACCCCUGGUUAGUGGGCAAGUAACCAUGCCAACAAGGCUGGUUAUGCCCUGGACCUGGUUGUUGGACAUGUAACCAGGCCGUAAACAGCUGUUAACCAGCCCCGUUUAUCGGGCGAAAGCCCCUGUGUCGAUAGCUGACGUAGUGCGAUUCAGGAUUCCAACGGUGUCCCCGGUCCUGAUCCAAGAAGUACUGACUCUCCCUGUCCCCGCUCGAAUAGCUUACGUCAGCGUGUGAUAUCUAGCACGCGCGCUGACUUUUCUGGUGUCCGCACUAAGCAAUGAGCGGCGUUCGUGCAUGAAAGGCCAGGUUCAUCACGACCAAGCCCCGGUACGCUUCCCAGGCCCAGAUCAUCCUUCUUAUGAGCGCCACAGCUGGUGUGUCCGGGGCAGCCCGGACGAACAACCGGCCAACUCAGCCUCUGUACAGCAGAACCAUCUUCAGGAUCGGCCUGACAUAGAGUGCGAGUUCGAAACGCGAAUCCUCCCGUCCCAUUGGCCACGGGUCAUUAGAGGUAUAGCCCCUAUGGGAUACUGGUUGAUUGCAGUCCGGAAGACUUAUUCUCGUCCAGACCGUCAUCCGGGCAACUUGGCAAGGUUUCCAAACGCAUAUGAAUCGUUCUAGAGAGAUUAUAACGAGUUUUUUGACGAGAACAAAACCCAAACUGAUAAUCGAGCUCUUUUCAAGUCAGAGAAAACCCAAUCUACUUUCUCUUAAAUGCUGUGAUGCCAU